GCCACGGCCCGGCCGGGUCCAGCGCGGCUGCUCCAUCACCGCCGCGUCCAUCCAUCCAUCCAUCCAUCCGUCCGUCCGUCCGUCCGUCCCUCCAUCCCGCGCGUCAAGGGCGGAUCGGGGACUUAGGCAGCGGCUGUCUCCACCCGGUCACAGCGCAGAGCCAUCUGGAUGGGGCACCCAGCCCAGAGUGCCUGCCCUCAUCUCUGCGGGCCUCAGUUUCCACAUCUGUGCCAUGGGCGGGACCUCCCCUGCCGUGCUGGUGUGGGCCAGCAGGUGUAACCGUGAGGCUGUGAGUUUGGUGACUGUCCACAGGAGGCCAUAGGGCCUGUCCCAGCCCCUUCCUCAAGGACACGCCCUGGCGGAACCCCCUCGCUCCCCAUCCCGGCAGGCCUGGCCUUCAGCAUGGCAGGAGGGAGACCUCAGCUGAAAAGGAGUUUCUCCAUCAUCCCUUGCUUCGUCUUCGUGGAGUCGGUGCUGCUUGGCGUGGUGGUUCUGCUCGCUUACCGCCUGGAGUUCACAGACACCUUCCCGGUGCAUGCCCAAGGCUUCUUCUGCUACGACAGCACCUAUGCUAAGCCCUACCCAGGACCCGAAGCUACCAGCCGGGCACCCCCUGCACUCAUCUAUGCCCUGGUCACCGCGGGACCCACCAUCACUAUCCUGCUGGCGGAGCUGGCCCGUGCCUUUUUCCCUGCGCCCCCCUCAGCUGUGCCUGUUGUCAGAGAGAGUACCAUUGUGUCAGGGGCCUGCUGUCGCUUCAGCCCCCCACUGCGGAGAUUAGUUCGGUUCCUGGGGGUUUACUCCUUCGGCCUCUUCACCACGACCAUCUUCGCCAAUGCGGGCCAGGUGGUGACGGGCAACCCCACGCCGCACUUCCUGUCCGUGUGUCGCCCCAACUACACGGCCCUCGGCUGCCCGCCGCCCUCGCCCGACCGGCCCGGGCCCGACCGCUUCGUCACCGACCAGGGGGCCUGCGCCGGCAGCCCCAGCCUGGUGGCUGCCGCCCGCCGCGCCUUCCCUUGCAAGGAUGCGGCCCUGUGUGCCUAUGCGGUCACCUACACGGCGAUGUACGUGACCCUGGUGUUCCGCGUGAAGGGCUCCCGCCUGGUCAAACCCUCGCUCUGCCUGGCCCUGCUGUGCCCGGCCUUCCUGGUGGGCGUGAUCCGUGUGGCCGAGUACCGCAACCACUGGUCCGACGUGCUGGCGGGUUUCCUGACCGGGGCUGCCAUUGCCACUUUUCUGGUCACCUGCGUGGUUCACAACUUCCAGAGCCGGCCGCCUUCCGGCCGAAGGCUCUCGCCCUGGGAGGACCUGAGCCCAGCCCCCACCAUGGACAGCCCCCUCGAAAAGUUAAGUGUGGCCCAGGAACCCGAGACGUGUAAGCCACCAGCGACGCCCGCACGGAUCACCCCAUCCAAACCGCAGAACUGCGCCCGCCGUGGCCACCUGAUCCCCAGCUGCGUGUCCUCGAGGGCUCCGGCCAUGUGCUCGUCACCCCGAGUGCCCCGACCCCGGCUGAGGUCCGAGCCCACGCCCCUGCCGCUGCCUAUGCCCCUGCCCGCGCCGCCCCCCAGCCAGGGCCCUUCGCCCUCCUCACCAGGGCCUGGGGGGCCCGGCGGGGGCGGCGGGCGGGGACGUAAGCUGCUCCUGCCCACGCCCCUCCUGCGGGACCUCUACAGCCUGAGCGGACUCUACCCCUCUCCCUUCCACCGGGACAACUUCAGCCCUUACCUGUUUGCCAGCCGUGACCACCUGCUGUGAAGCCCAGUCUCACCCCCCAACACCCCCAUGCCCUCACCCGCACCCCCAUCCACACUGAUCCUCCUUUUUCUUCCCCGUCACGCGUGUGUGUGCGUGUGCCGUGUGCGUGCCAAAGUCCCACCCCUGUUCCCCCCAGCUGGCUCGGCCCCGGGCAUCCAAAGUUGGCUGAAUAAGGAGGGUUAGAGUGAUAGUUCAGUGGGUGAGCGUUUGCCUUGUACGCUGUAGACCUGAUUUCAAUCCCCGGCAUCCCACAUGGUCCAUUGUCCCCACUCCCAGCACCGCCAGGAAUGACCCCUGAGUGCAGAGCCAGGAGUAACCCCUGAGCACCACUGAGUGUGACCCCCCAAAAAAAAGAAAAACUAAAACUAAACAAAGAA
Suncus etruscus (white-toothed pygmy shrew) is the source of this 2138-nucleotide messenger RNA. It is a transcript of the gene PLPPR2, whose product is annotated as phospholipid phosphatase related 2. Bases 403 to 1761 code for a protein of 452 amino acids. The transcript is spliced from 10 exons. The record is from RefSeq and is a predicted model, not a curated record. NCBI's taxonomy places the organism in Eukaryota, Metazoa, Chordata, Mammalia, Eulipotyphla, Soricidae. Gene Ontology annotation, molecular function: phosphatidate phosphatase activity. Gene Ontology annotation, biological process: phospholipid dephosphorylation; signal transduction; phospholipid metabolic process.